Molecule: messenger RNA, 3199 nt
Organism: Drosophila rhopaloa
Lineage: Eukaryota; Metazoa; Arthropoda; Insecta; Diptera; Drosophilidae
Gene: Pdcd4
Product: programmed cell death protein 4
Exons: 4
Coding region: 682-2193 (503 amino acids)
Biological process (GO): negative regulation of DNA-templated transcription
Cellular component (GO): nucleus; cytosol
Source: RefSeq, a predicted model, not a curated record
GCUCUCGCUCAGUCGAAGUUGAUUUUCCACGGCGUGUUGUUGUGUGCGCCAGUUACAUUCAGCGGUUCUCCAUCCUUUUUGCUUCAUCAAAAGUUCAUAUAGCUUUGCGAAAAAUAAAAACAAAAUCAAGGCAAAGGAGCAGCAGGCAGUUACAAAAAAAAAAACAAUAACAGCAACAGCUCCACCACACACACAACUGAAUGGUUGUGGGUGUGUGAGUUUCUGUAUGUGUGAAGGAACCCUCUAUUAAGCACACACAUAUGUGUAUUUUUUUCUGUGAGCCAUAAAAGAUUUGAGUGCAUUAUUUUGCCACUCGCCCCCCACCCCACGCCAAUAAGAAGAAGUGGGCGAAAAAGGAGACCACGAAAAAAUAACAACAACAAAAAAGCUUCCAGCGCAUAAAAGCAGCGCAGCCGGCGUCGACGUCGACUGCAGUGGGCCAACGUUGUUGUUAUUGCAGUCGCGUCGCUUGUUGUUCUUGUUGCAGCAUCAGAGCGAGAGAUAGAGAGAGAGAAAGCGAGACAGAUAGAUAGCAGAAAAACAGGAGAGACAGAUAAAGCACUGAGAUAAAAAGGACGCACCUGGUGUCAUAGUACAAAAUCCAAACUUCCGAGAAAUCCUUGCUGUGCAUUCCAAGGGAGAAAACGAGGGACGUGUUGUAGAGAGUGAGACAUCGCCAGUAUGGAAGUGGAAUCGAAUAACAAACGCGCCACCAACGGCGGCCGGCACUCACCGCCGGCGGAAACCGAUUCCAAGGAGAGUUCCGUGGAGCGGGAGCUGAACGGUGAGAUUCAGGCGGUAGAGUUGAAUGGAAGUGGAGCCCACUCGAACGGGCAUAUAAAGAAGCCGCUGCCCGUGGAGGAUGGCAGGAUUAAGCGAAAGGCCAAGCGGCUCAUCCAAAGACAGAAUAGCGGUUCCGGCGGCAGUCCCAAUCAAACCAAUGGCAAUGGAGCCGUUUCCGUAGCUGGUGGCACUGCAUUACCGCUGGCAGUCAACGGCAUCCUGCCUUCGCCCGGCGGCUAUGUGGUCCCCCAUCGCCGCUGGAAGAAUAGUCGGCGAUCGAGGAACCUUAAUCGUGGCCGGGGACUACCAAAAAAGGGAGGAGCCGGAGGCAAGGGCGUCUGGGGAUUGCCCGGUUCCGAGGCUCUGGCAGAGGUCUAUGAGGAUGAAAAUGAUCCCAAUUACGACAGCGAAUGCAACGAUCGGAAUGUGGAGCUGCGCGAGGUGAUUACGGAGAUUACACCCGAGGAGUUCUUCAAGCUGGCGGAGCCUAUUGUCUUGGAGUACUAUGAGCAUGGGGAUCCGCACGAGGUGGCCGUGAGUUUCGAUGAGAUACUGCAGGGUCCGUUGCGGGAGCAUAUAACCAGCAUUCUCGUGGAGAUCGCCAUGGAUCACAAGGACUCGCAGCGGGAGAUGACCUCGGUGCUGAUCUCCGAUUUGUACGGCAGGGUAAUUACCGGCAAGGAUAUUGAAAAGGGCUUCAACAUGCUGUUGGCCAAUCUGCCGGAUCUCAUCCUGGACACUCCAGAGGCGCCCAUUAUGCUGGGCAACUUUAUGGCCCGCGCCGUGGCCGAUGACUGCAUUCCACCCAAGUUUGUGGCCAAGGCGGAGGAGGAGCUAAGGAUUCUGGAGCUCGGUGAACACGCCGAACAGGCCCUACGCCGUGCGGACUCGCUGCUCCACAAGCAGAUUUGGGCCCAUUUAGACAAUGUGUGGGGAAUGGGCGGUCCACUGCGUCCGGUGAAGACGAUCACCAAGCAGAUGGAGCUGCUGCUCAAGGAGUACAUAUCCUCCCGGGACGUCUCCGAGGCGCAGCGCUGUCUGCGAGCCCUCGAGGUGCCACACUAUCAUCACGAGCUCGUCUACGAAGCGAUUGUGAUGACACUGGAGUCCCUCAGCCAGACCACCGAGGAGUCCAUGUGCGAGCUGCUUAAGCAGCUAGAUCUCACCUGCCUGGUGCUUCCCGCGGGCAUGGAGCAGGGUUUCAUGCGCGUCUUUGAUGACAUGGCGGAUAUCGUUCUGGAUGUUCCCCUGGCCUAUAUAAUACUCGAUCGCUUUGUUGAACGCUGCAAUCGCGCCGGAUUUCUUACCGACAAGAUUAUAAACAAUGUGCCAUCGCGCGGACGCAAGCGUUUUGUUUCUGAGGGCGAUGGCGGUCAUGUGAAGCCGGCUACCUUGCCCAUGCGCGAUUAAAUCGGGGUUACGGAGGCAUUUUGUGUUUAUAUAACGACUCCACCCCAAGGACACCUAGAAGGGACAACAGUAAAACAAAACAAAAACACCAAAUUAUUAAAAGGAGAAAAUCCACAGGAAUGCAAAGAAUACAAAAAAUGGAUAAGAAAAAAGACGAAAAGAAGAAUUUGUCGCAAAUCUUGAUAAAAAUGAACCUAUCCUCAAGCCCUGAAACGGUCACACACACACAAAACAACAAACAAUCAAUCGGAAUUUGAUCUCCGUUUAAACUAUAUUCAUAAUUAUAAAAUUUACAUAAACACCUACAACGUAUAUCUUACCUACAUGUAACUAAAAACGUAAAGCGGAAGUAUAUUUUAAAGAUUUGUAAAAACGAAAUGAGUGAAAAAGAUCACAAAAAAAGAGAAUCCAGCCAGAGAAAUGGAGAAAUGAGAAUAAUGGGGAGUUGUGGGUUUUCUUUCCGUUAGGAUCGAUCGCAUAUGAUAAAAGAUGGAACAGAACAGCAGCGUACUUAGCACGCUGUCAUUAUGCCACUUUAAAGCAAAGCAUAUUACUUAUACGAAACUGUUAUACACACUCGUACACCCCAAAAAAAAUCGGUUGAAAAGUUGUAUCAAAAUUAUGUUUAAACUACCACUGUUAUACAGCCAAGACAACACACAAAUUCCAUUGAUUUGAAAUUCAGUAAGCCAAUUUGGUUACUCACUCCCCCAGCGCAUUGUCAUGAUGUAUUUCCUUAAUUUUUGUAACCUUGUGUGUUAGACAACUAACAUAAUUAAGCUUAAUUUUACAUAUUACAUACAUUUACCUACGGUUCACAUUUUUCUCGCUUGCUCUUUUUUUUGAUUAAAUAAACGUUGCAUUUUAUAAUAUAAGAAAAAGACUUUUGCUUUCGCCCAUUUAUAUUUUUAAUUGUUUACACUUCAUGAAGAAACAAAAUUCGACAUUCUUACACAUACGCCCACACAUCUAUAUAUUAAAUAUAUAUAUAUACAUAUAUAUAUAU